ACAAGUUGGCAACGCGGAGGGCACGUGUAGGUGGGAGCUACUUGUUUACUUAUUUAGUAAAACAUAGUUUUACUUUAUUUACAAAAUGUUUAAAUUCGGCUUUGAUGUAGAAGUAGAUAGUGACAAUCCAUUUGUUAACGAAAGUAAUGAAAACGAAAAGGAACUAGUAAAAACAACAAGUAAGAAUGGACAAACAGAAUGGUACAAAGCGGAGCAGGUGGCAAUUAGUGCGGAAACCUUGGAAAACCUAGAUGUUUAUAAAUUGAAUGCUACUACUUUGCACAUAGCAGAUCUACCAAUCCAACAUAUUGUCACAGGAUUUCUGAUUGAACACAUUACAUGCAAUAACAAUGAUAAUAAGGAUAUAGCAAAAGCCGAACAAACACACUCGGAUCUCAUACCUGGUGUUUAUGAAGGUGGUGCCAAAAUUUGGGAGUGUACCGAUGAUUUGCUACAAUAUCUAGCCAAACAAAUCAAGCCACAGGAUUGGCAGAGUAAACGUGUAUUGGAUCUAGGCUGUGGCGCUGGUUUACUUGGCAUCUAUGCGUAUAGAUGCGGCGCUGAAGUGCACUUUCAGGAUUAUAAUAAAGAUGUACUAACACAAAUAACAAUACCAAAUGUUUUGCUAAAUGUGAAAACCCAAACGAAACCUGUAGAUGAAGAUCCAACAAAAGAAAUAGAAGAACAGUUUGAUAUCGACGCACUGGAACAAACCCUACAAUUUUAUGCCGGUGAUUGGUGGGAAUACGCGCAACUAACUGCAAAAGGUGUAGAAGACAAAGCGGAAAAGUUUGAUUAUAUUUUAACGUCAGAGACUAUAUACAAUCCUGAGAAUCAGCAAAAAUUAUUAGACACAUUCUAUGCAAAGCUAAAUUCCGACGGUGUUGUGCUAGUCGCAGCAAAAACUUAUUAUUUCGGUGUUGGUGGUGGACUAAGGCAAUUCGAGGAAUUGAUUACUGGCGAUAAGCGUUUUCAAUUUAAAGUUGUCUGGACAAGUAAGGAAGGAGUUGGUAGAGAAAUUUUAGAAUUAAGAUUAAAAUAAUUACAUAUGUAUGUGAUAUAAGAAAAUGAGAAGUACCAGCAAAUCGACUAGGCAUUGUAAGUGCACUACUGUCUUAUAUAUUAUAAAUAUAAUAAUAUAAAUUAUUUGAAAA
Zeugodacus cucurbitae (melon fly) is the source of this 1154-nucleotide messenger RNA. Its product is annotated as histidine protein methyltransferase 1 homolog. NCBI's taxonomy places the organism in Eukaryota, Metazoa, Arthropoda, Insecta, Diptera, Tephritidae. Gene Ontology annotation, molecular function: protein-L-histidine N-tele-methyltransferase activity. The record is from RefSeq and is a predicted model, not a curated record. Bases 86 to 1042 code for a protein of 318 amino acids. The transcript has 4 exons. Gene Ontology annotation, biological process: peptidyl-histidine methylation, to form tele-methylhistidine.